AUGGCUUCCCAUUCUUCGUGCAUAUUCUGUAAAAUCAUCAAGGGUGAAAUUCCUUCUUUUAAGUUAAUUGAAACAGCAAAGACUUACUCCUUCUUAGACAUUCAACCAAUUGCGGAAGCCCAUGUUUUAAUUAUCCCUAAAUACCAUGGCGCAAAGUUGCACAACAUUCCAGACGAUUAUCUUAGUGAUAUUUUACCAGUUGUCAAAAAAUUGACAAAAGUGUUAAAGUUGGACGAGAAUAACACACCAGAAGGAGAAGGUUAUAACGUCUUACAGAACAACGGAAGAAUUGCUCAUCAAGUUGUUGACCACGUUCAUUUCCAUUUGAUUCCGAAGAAGAACGAGGCCACAGGCUUAGGUGUUGGUUGGCCCUCUGAAGCCACUGAUUUUGACAAAUUAGGAAAAUUACAUGAGAAAUUAAAGGAAGAAUUGGCUAAAGUCGAAAACGAAAAGUUAUAG
Messenger RNA from Candida dubliniensis CD36, 459 nucleotides. RefSeq names its product adenosine 5'-monophosphoramidase (gene HNT1). Lineage: Eukaryota; Fungi; Ascomycota; Pichiomycetes; Serinales; Debaryomycetaceae. The transcript has a single exon. Gene Ontology annotation, biological process: nucleotide metabolic process. Gene Ontology annotation, molecular function: catalytic activity. The record is from RefSeq and is a predicted model, not a curated record. Bases 1 to 459 code for a protein of 152 amino acids.